Messenger RNA from Thunnus maccoyii (southern bluefin tuna), 2230 nucleotides. Its product is annotated as activator of 90 kDa heat shock protein ATPase homolog 1-like. Gene Ontology annotation, cellular component: cytosol. Lineage: Eukaryota; Metazoa; Chordata; Actinopteri; Scombriformes; Scombridae. Bases 840 to 2024 code for a protein of 394 amino acids. The record is from RefSeq and is a predicted model, not a curated record. Gene Ontology annotation, molecular function: ATPase activator activity; protein-folding chaperone binding. Gene Ontology annotation, biological process: protein folding; positive regulation of ATP-dependent activity. The transcript has 12 exons.
GUAUUCAGACCAAAACGCCAGUCCUCCCAUUCAUUAGCAUGGGGAUAGUGUGUUUUGGCUGUGGUUUUGGCCGCUGCAGCGCCACACCGGACUGCCGCAGAAAGUUCAGCCAGAAUCAACUUUUGGAGAAACGCAACCCGACGUCACUGCAGCUGAGGGCUGUGGUGGCCAAUCACAGCUGGAGAUCAGACUGAUCAGAGCUGUAAACUCUUCCAUGAGGGAGCACAACGACGUUACUAGGAUGAGAGGAGGACGUUUCUCUUCAUAUGAUAACGUUAAGUGUAAAGUUAGACUUUGCUGUCGCCUUUUGUUGUUGGUAAAACUUUAUGAACUGUAUUAUCAGUUCAGAUCUGUCAGUGAAAACCAAAUGUAGUUAUGUCUCAAUUUAAAAUAUCUGUGGUCAGAUAUAUUAAAUUAUAACUCCUUUCAGCAGUUCAGACAUUGAUUUUAUUUAUUAAAACGAAGUCAGACUGAUCAUCCUUCCUGUGAACCUCAGCAGACAGAAAUUUUACAGAGAGCUUGUAUUUGAAAAUCCGCAGAUCAUAAAAACAUUUAAACAUGUGAAAGGAUCGUGAUAUUAUGUAUUUAGAGAGCUUUGGUGUCUGUUAUUCUGAGUAAUGUGCUGUCCAUCAGUUUUAAUAACGAGGACGUCAAAACUUUGAACCUCAAAACCAACAGACUGCAGAUAGAGGCUGAUAAUCUGCAUGCUAACAGGCUAACAGGCUAACAGAUACUUCCGCUUUUAAACCAGAAUUACUCCUUUGUUACACGCGGACAAUCGGCAGGAACAGUGACGUCACCGCGCAGGUGACAGUCAGCUGACUAUCAGGUCUGAGUCCAUGACGACACCAAGAUUUCUGACUCGUCGUCACAGGAAGCAGCUGAAGGAUUUUACGCUGCAGCUGCUGCUGACAGCUGAUCACCGACAGUCAGCGCGAGACAGUCAGCACGAGACACACAGAGAGAGAGUACCCCGAGCCUGUACUCCAGUGUUCCCAGUGAUGGCUAAGUGGGGGGAAGGAGAUCCUCGGUGGAUCGUGGAGGACCGAGCCGACGCCACCAACGUCAACAACUGGCACUGGACAGAGCGUGAUGUCAGCAGCUGGUCAUCGGAGCGCCUCCGUCAGCUGCUGCUGGCGAUUCGGGUGGAGGGGUCAGAGGGCAUCUGUCAGCUGACCGACGUCUCCAAACUGGACGGAGAAGCUUCCAUCAACAACCGCAAAGGAAAACUCAUCUUCUUCUAUGAGUGGCAGCUGAGAGCCGGCUGGCUGGGAACGUCCAGGAGUGGUGUGAAGUUCAGAGGAACCAUCGAAGUGUCAAACCUGUCCGACGAGAAUGACACAGAUGACCUCGAUAUCACAGCAUCUUUGUGUAAAGACCAGCCCAACACACCGCUCCUUGACCUCAUGAAGAAGAGCGGCGUGCAGGAGGUGCGGAGGGUUCUGGGCGAAUACGUCCACCAGCUGAAGUCAGAAUUUAGCCAGGGGAUGAUCCUACCCACUGCCACUGCCACUGGACCGACACCAACACCACCUCAGAACAAAAAGAACCAGAUCAAGACCAGUAAGACCCAGAUCAGUCCUGCCUCCAGGUGCUCCUCUAGCCCCGCCCCUGAUCCUGCAGGUGUUCGUAUCCCGACCUGCAGCUUCUCUCUGAGGGAAACCUUUCUCACAUCAGCUGAUGAGCUGUACAGGACCUUCAUCAACCAGGAGUUUGUGCAGGUGUUCACGCGCUCGGCGGCGGCGGUGGACGGUCGUCGUGGAGGAAAGUUCCAGCUGCUGGACGGCAGCGUCAGUGGAGAGUUCACACAGUUGGUACCUGACAAGAAGAUCGAGAUGAGGUGGCGGUUCAGGACGUGGCCCAGCGAGCACUUCGCCACCGUCAGCCUGCAGCUGGAGGAGCGAGGAGACGAGACGGAGCUGAGGAUGGAGUGUCGAGGAGUUCCCUCAGCGGAGGAGGACUCCACCCGGGAGGGCUGGACCCGCUUCUACUUCCAGGCCAUAAAACAGACGUUUGGAUACUGAACCCUGAAGCUUGUCUGACAGGCUGUCAGUGGAUGACUGAGCAGCUCACAUAUCAGUGUCAGACUUUAACUAAACAUUGCAGAAAAAGGAAGUCUCUCUUGUUCUUGGGCUCCUAGGAUGUUUCAGCAGCUGUUGGACUGUCCCUUUAAAGUCUGUGAUAUGUUCUGUGUGACCGAAUCACUGUGUAAAUAAAGGAUCGGACAGUU